This is a messenger RNA of Archocentrus centrarchus (flier cichlid), 1635 nucleotides long. It is a transcript of the gene sufu, whose product is annotated as suppressor of fused homolog (Drosophila). The coding region runs from base 188 to 1603 and encodes 471 amino acids. Gene Ontology annotation, cellular component: nucleus; cytoplasm. NCBI's taxonomy places the organism in Eukaryota, Metazoa, Chordata, Actinopteri, Cichliformes, Cichlidae. The record is from RefSeq and is a predicted model, not a curated record. The transcript is spliced from 12 exons. Gene Ontology annotation, molecular function: transcription factor binding.
AGGAUGAGCAACAGGCGAUCAGAGAGUAGCACAACAGAACAGAGUUCACCAUUUACUGUUAGACAGCAGUACUUGUGUGAAGCCUUUAUGGUUUAGUGUAGUCUGUUUUUGAACAAGUGGUACUUGCCAAAGGUAACUUUAUAUACGUUGUUUCUAUAGAAUAACGUGGUUUAUUCGAGGUCGUGGCAUGGAUGAGGUACGGCCUACCAGUGGUGCACAAGCCCACGGGCUGGUGCCGCUGUUUCCUCCUGGGCUGCAGGCUAUUUAUGGGGAAUGUCGGCGACUUUAUCCCGACCAGGCCAACCCGCUUCAAGUAACAGCCAUUGUAAAAUACUGGCUGGGUGGACCAGACCCGUUAGACUACAUCAGUAUGUAUAGGAAUAUAGGCUGUCCAGCUCAGGACGUCCAGGAGCAUUGGCACUAUGUCAGCUUUGGACUGAGUGAUCUGUAUGGGGAUAACCGUGUUCAUGAAUUUACAGGGCCAGAUGGACCAAGUGGGUUUGGCUUUGAGCUCACUUUUAGACUCAAACGAGAGGUGGGGGAGACAGCACCUCCAACAUGGCCAGCUGAGCUCAUGCAAGGUUUGGCUCGCUAUGUCUUCCAGUCAGAAAACACAUUUUGUAGCGGUGACCAUGUAUCGUGGCACAGUCCACUAGACAACAGCGAAUCUCGUAUCCAGCAUAUGUUGCUUACAGAAGACCCACAGAUGCAACCAGUUCAGACACCGUUUGGCUCAGUGAGCUUUCUCCAGAUUGUGGGAGUUUGUACAGAGGAACUGCAGGCGGCCCAACAGUGGAAUGGACAGGGUAUCCUGGAGCUGAUGCGUGGAGUCAGAGUGGCUGGUGGCCCCUGGCUAAUCACUGACAUGAGGAGAGGAGAGACUAUUUUUGAAAUUGAUCCACAACUACAACAGGAGAGAGUGGACCAGGGCAUUGAGACAGAAGGCUCUAACCUGAGUGGGGUCAGCGCCAAGUGUGUGUGGGAUGAUCUGAGUCGGCCGCCAGAGGAUGAGGAGGACAGUCGAUCGAUCUGCAUUGGAUCACAGCCACGCAGGCUCUCAGACAAAGACACAGAGCAGAUCAGGGAGACCCUGAGAAAAGGAUUGGAGUUUAACACCAAAGCAGCCCUACCACCCAUCAGCAGUCAGAAACAGAACCACGAGAGACCACAGAGUCGGAAGGACAGUUUGGAGAGUGAGAGCUCAGCAGCUAUUGUUCCUCAUGAGUUAGUCCGAACACGACAGUUGGAGAGUGUUCAUUUGAAAUUCAACCAAGAGUCAGGCACACUGUUGCCCCUCUGCUUACGGGGGCGGUUGCUCCAUGGGAGACACUUCACAUAUAAAAGUAUCAAUGGCGACACGGCCAUCACAUUUGUGUCUACAGGAGUUGAAGGUGCUUUUGCUACUGAAGAGCAUCCCUAUGCAGCCCAUGGCCCCUGGCUUCAGAUUUUGUUGACUGAAGAGUUUGUGGAACAGAUGCUUGGGGAUUUACAGGAACUCAACACUCGUGAUGAGACAAAGUUACCAAAGGAGUACAGUUGGCCAGAAAAGAAGCUGAAAAUCUCUGUUCUACCAGACUCUGUGUUUGAUAACCCGCUGCAGUGAGACUGAGACAAUUGCUCUUUCGAAAAUGCCAA